UGACGACCUCUUUCUAGUUUCGCUAGCUGUGGAGCAGUGUGAACAAAUUCCAACCUAAUCUGUUUUCGUAGGUAGCCGACCAAAAAGAGACCGACAUCAAGGUGAUAUGAACACAUAGCUCGUUAAAGACAUGCGUGUUUGGUUACAUCUUCUUCCUUGCGAAAGUGUGUCGUUGUAUUUUAAUAAAAAAUAACGUUACUUGACAUAGCUAACUAGUUGGCUAGCUAGCAUGCCGACAAGCAGAAUGAAUGGGACUCAGGACAAUUGCCUUACUAGCUUCUCCACAUGUGUUUUAGCCUGUUUGCUAGUUAGCUGUCUGCUAGCUUAUGCAGUUGGUUAGCUGCGCCAACUGGCUCGUCUGUCUACAGCGGAGGUGCCCUGUUCAAAUUAGGUUGACGUUUGUGUCAACUUGAGUAGCUAGCUAGUGGUUGAACCAGCGAUAUGAAACCGGGAAGUUAUCCAAGAUAAAUUACUGUUAGCUAGGUAGCCAUGUGACAAGUCAUCGCAGGGUAUAGAUUGCUGUCUGUAUUCUUUGCCAGCAGCAGCAUUCCAGACGCAACUACACACGAUGGGGUCUAAUCCAAGGCAACUGUUUGGCAUUGCGAACCCAGCCUUGAAUGUCAUGUUUCCCUGCUAGUGUAGUAAGCCAUUGAUGUUGUAAUCAGUACAAAAACUAGUGACAGGUCGUUGUCAGAGUAAAAGGGAAGAAUAUGCACACGGUUCAGAAAUUGGCCCCUGGCGUGUGAGCUAAACCUAAUAGAAUUGUCUGCCAUGUAAAAAUGUAAUGUUGAUAUUAAGCAUGUCCCAUAAUUUAGUAAGCUUGUAGGUUGUUUGGUUCAAGAGCUGUGAAGUGUUUCAUUUCUGUUGCUAAAUGUUUUGUUGCUGUUGCAGAUGCCUCCAAAGAAGGGAGGAGAGGGACCAAAACAACCACCGCUGAUUGGACGCUUCGGGACUUCUCUGAAGAUUGGGAUUGUGGGAUUGCCGAAUGUUGGGUAUGUACAUGGCUACAAUUUAGAAGUUGCCCAUAGUUGUAAAGUAGGUUGUUGGAGAAUCAUUAGCCUGAUUCACACUAUGGGGCCAACCCAAACUGUACUGUGCUGGCUUGGGUGUUUUCUUUUCAUAUUGUUAUUUCCAGCAACUAAGAGUAUCAUCUUUUGUUGUUCAGAAGGCUUUACCAUGCAGAUGUCUUGGGCUGUAGAAUAGUGACUGAAACUGCGUCUUGUCAUUUUUGUCAACAGGAAGUCAACAUUCUUCAAUGUGCUGACCAAGAGCCAGGCUGCAGCAGAGAACUUUCCCUUCUGCACCAUCGACCCCAACGAGAGCAGAGUGCCCAUCCCUGACGAACGCUAUGACUACCUCUGCACCUUCCACAAGCCCCUCAGGUAGGGUUGUGUUUGUGAGCAGUGUGCACAUUCCUGUAGAACGUUACAAAUACUUCUGCGUCUUCCACAAGCCUUGGAAAUGUAUGAGUAAACACUCUGUACCUCAAGUUUGUGUGUGUGUGCAACUUCUCUUUCUCAUUGUACAGUAAGGUCCCAGCGUUUCUGAAUGUGGUGGACAUAGCUGGGCUGGUGAAAGGAGCUCAUGCUGGACAAGGACUGGGCAACGCCUUCCUGUCUCACAUUAGUGCCUGUGACGGCAUCUUCCACAUGACACGUGAGUUUAACACACACUCGCAGAAAUGCACACACAUACACUUGUAUACACACACUCAAACCCACACUGUAAUCCUGGUGUACAUUUGUAGUGCCAAAACCACAAGCAUGUGAAGCUUCCAUUCUAAUCAAUGGGGCACUCACACCUACUCGGUGCUAGCACAGUUCAGAUGUGCAUGAACAACAACAAUAUAUUCAAUUCCUAUUUUAGCAGUUUUGUGAUGUCAAGCACCAUUGCGCAGGCUGGACAUAAUUGUGUGUUUCUGUGUGUGUAGGUGCGUUUGAGGAUGAGGACAUCAUCCAUGUGGAGGGUAAUGUGGACCCAGUGAGGGACAUUGAGAUCAUCCAUGAGGAGCUACGGCUGAAGGAUGAGGAGUCUCUUGGACCAAUCAUAGAUAAGUUGGAGAAGACCGCUGUCAGAGGAGGAGACAAGAAACUCAAACCUGAAUAUGUAAGUAGAGUGUGUGUGGGGUGGGUGAUGAGUGUCCCAUUGGGUUUGAGACUGAGGUCUGAAGCUGUGUAUGUGUGCAUGAUUCAAGCGCUUGAAACACUUCCAUGCCCUCUCAUAGAUUGUUUGAGACCCACAGGCGUGCCUAGGGAGAAGGGGCCACGGAAUAAACCAGAAUUCAGCAUUUGUUUACUCUCAUGUUCUCUCCUUUCAUUCCCUUCUCUUGUUCCCUCAUCCCUCACUCAGGACAUCAUGUUGAAGGUAAAGAACUGGAUUUCGGAGGAGAAGAAACAUGUCCGCUUCUACAAUGACUGGAACGAGAAGGAGGUACGACUGUAUGUGCUCGCAAAAGAGAGAGAGCAGAGUACCUUUAGUUGCAGGGGCCUGUAUACCAGCACAGACUUCUAACCCAGUGUGUUGUGUGUGUAUGCAGAUCGACGUGCUGAACAAAUACCUGUUCCUCACAUCCAAGCCCAUGAUCUACCUGGUCAACCUCUCAGAGAAAGACUACAUCAGGAAAAAGAACAAGUGGUCAGUGGGUUCUCUUUCUUCAUUCCUUAUUUCCUGUCUUUCUGAAUCUUACGUUAUUUGGGUUGUGAUGCCUGGCAGCCAUUAUCUGAGGAGCUGAAAUGCUACUUGUUGAUGGUCUGAACUUUGCUUGCAGUAGAGGUUUAUUUUGUGAUUGUGGCAUUUUGUGCAAAAUAAACACUGACAGUUUUGUAUGCGCCAAAAACCCUGAUCAUGUUUGGUUUAUUAAAGAGCAACUUCAAUCAAAUCAACUUUGUUAUUCUAACAGAGGAUUUUUUCUCUCUAUGUAUAUACAUCCCCCAGGCUGAUUAAGAUUAAGGAGUGGGUCGAUGCCCAUGACCCAGGAGCUAUGGUCAUACCAGUGAGUGGAGGUCUUGAGGCCAAACUACAGGACAUGACCGACGAGGAGAAGGACAAAUACUGUGAGGAGGCGAAGACUCAGAGGUACACACACGGACAGCUCAAACACAAAAUGAACACAUUUUAUGAUAUUGUAAACAGUUACCUUAAUAACUGUGUGUGUGUGUGUGUGUAUUGCAGUGUACUGACUAAGAUCAUUAAGACGGGCUAUGCAGCUCUGCAGUUGGAAUAUUUCUUCACAGCGGGACCAGACGAGGUUAGAGCGUGGACUGUCAGGGUAAGAGACACACAGUUUGGUUCUCUCUCUCCCACAAUGAGGUGUGGGUGUGACUAUCAAAGCGUUAUCGAUUAUUUCUCUCUGUCCUACAGAAAGGCAGCAAGGCGCCCCAGGCGGCAGGGAAGAUCCACACUGACUUUGAGAAAGGUUUCAUCAUGGCAGAGGUCAUGAAGUUCCAGGACUUCAAAGAUGAGGGCACCGAGAAUGCUGUCAAGGUGUGUGUACUUAUGUGAGGCUGAGAUAAAUAGUUACUGUGUCAUGGGUGUGCGAUGGCAUGCCAUAAAUACUUGUCAAUAGUUUUUUGUCUGAUCUUAUCUGGAUAAAGACUGUCUGAUAAAGAUGGUGCUGUUCUGGAUGGCUGCCGUUUUGCGGGCUCCGACCCAACUUUGCUAUUUUGUGACUCUUUUGGCGUUUAUUUGUACUUUAUUUUCACGGAAUGUAUCCGUUAUCAUUUCUUAUAACUGACAAGAACUUUUGAACAUCAGAUCAGCAGUUACUUAGACCAAUUCCGGCUUCAAUGUUGCCCCCAAUUUUCCGAGUACCCAAGAGGAAACGCCGGUGUUACAGAGGCAAGAGAGGGGGCUUCCUGGUGAGAUUAAGGCGAAGGGAAAACCGGCCACCUCUUCCCUCCAUUCUGUUGGCCAAAAUCUAUGGCCUUUUGAUUGUGGAUUUGCUACCAACGGGACGCUUGUAACUGCAAUAUUCUCAACUUUUCUGAAACAUGGCUUUUGGACAAGAUACUCCCCAUGGCUAUCCAACUCGACUCCAUUCACCGAGCGGACAGUAGAGUCAGGGAAAUUAAGAGGGAGAGGGGUGUGCCUCUUCAUCAACAACAAAUGGUGUUCUGACUCGAGCGCAAGCACACCCCCAUCCACAGGGCUGCAGUGGAGCGGGUCGAGCGCUUCAAGUUCCUCAGGGUCCAAAUCACUAAGGACUUAAUGGUCCACACACACGCGCAGUCGUGAAGAACACGCUUCUUCCCCCUCAGGAGGUUUUAAAAGUUUGGCAUGGGCCCUCAAAUCCUCAAAGUUCUACAGCUGCACCAUUGAGAGCAUCUUAACUGGCUGCAUCACUGCUAGGUAUGGCAACAGCACCGCCCUCGAUCCUAUGGCGCUACAGAAGGUGGUGCGGACAGCCCAGUACAUCACUGGGGCUGUGCUCCCUGCCACCCAGGACCUCUAUAUCAGAUGGUGUGAAAGGAAGGCCUGAUAAAUCGUUAGACUCACCCAAGCCAUUGACUGUUCUCUCUGCUUCCGCACGACAAGCGGUACUGGUACAUCAAGUCUGACACCAACAGGCUCCUGAACUUUCCCCAAGCCAUAAGACUGCUAAAUAGCUAACAAAAUGGCUACACAGACUGUCUGAAUUAACCCUUGUAUUUAUUCCUAUUCACACUUACAGGACUCUACACACUCACGCACACUGACACUCCAACACACACAUAACAUUCACACAUUUAUACUGACUCUACCAAGUCACCUUACCCAUAUACAUAUCUACCUCUAUCACUCCAGUAUCCCUGCACAUUGUAAAUAUGGUAUUGGAACUGACCCUGUACAGUUGAAGUCAGAAGUUUACAUACACCUUAGCCAAAUACAUUUAAACUCAGUUUUUCACAAUUCCUGACAUUUAAUCCUAGUAAACAUUCCCUGUCUUAGGUCAGUUAGGAUCACCACUUUAUUUUAAGAAUGUGAAAUGUUAGAAUAAUAGUAGAGUGAUUUAUUUCAGCUUUUAUUUCUUUCAUCACAUUCCCAGUGGGUCAGAAGUUUACAUACACUCAAUUAGUAUUUGGUAGCAUUGCCUUUAAAUUGUUUAACUUGGGUCAAAUGUUUCGGGUAGCCUUCCACAAGCUUCCCACAAUAAGUUGGGUGAAUUUUGGGCCAUUCCUCCUGACAGAGCUGGUGUAACUGAGUCAGGUUUGUAGGCCUCCUUGCUCGCACACGCUUUUUCAGUUCUGCCCACACAUUUUCUAUAGGAUCGAGGUCAGGGCUUUGUGAUGGUCACUCCAAUACCUUGACGUUGUUGUCCUUAAGCCAUUUUGCCACAACUUUGGAAGUGUGCUUGGGAUCAUUGUCCAUUUGGAAGACCCAUUUGCGACCAAGCUUUAACUUCCUGACUGAUGUCUUGAGAUGUUGCUUCAAUAUAUCCACAUAAUUUUCCUUCCUCAUGAUGCCAUCUAUUUUGUGAAGUGCACCAGACCCUCCUGCAGCAAAGCACCCCCACAGCAUGAUGCUGCCACCCCCGUGCUUCACAGUUGGGAUGGUGUUCUUCGGCUUGCAAGCCAUGCCCUUUUUCCUCCAAACAUAACGAUGGUCAUUAUGGGCAAACAGUUAUAUUUUUGUUUCAUCAGACCAGAGGACAUUUCUCCAAAAAGUACGAUCUUUGUCCCCAUGUGCAGUUGUAAACCGUAGUCUGGCUUUUUUAUGGCAGUUUUGGAGCAGUGGCUUCUUCUUUGCUGAGCGGCCUUUCAGGUUAUGUCGAUAUAGGACUUGUUUUACUGUGGAUAUAGAUAAUUUUGUACCUGUUUCCUCCAGCAUCUUCACAAGGUCCUUUGCUGUUGUUCUGGGAUUGAUUUGCACUUUUCGCACAAAAGUACAUUCAUCUCUAUGAGACAGAACGCGUCUCCUUCCUGAGCGGUAUGACGGCUGCGUGGUCCCAUGGUGUUUAUACUUGCGUACUAUUGUUUGUACAGAUUAACGUGGUACCUUAAGGCAUUUGGAAAUUGCUCCCAAGGAUGAACCAGACUUGUGGAGGUCUACAAUAUUUGUUCAUAUGUCUUGGCUGAUUUCUUUUGAUUUUCCCAUGACGUCAAGCAAAGAGGCACUGAGUUUGAAGGUAGGCCUUGAAAUACAUCCACAGAUACACCUCCAAUUGACUCAAAUGAUGUCAAUUAGCCUAUCAGAAGCUUCUAAAGCCAUGACAUCAUUUUCUGGAAUUUCCCAAGCUGUUUAAAGGCGUAGUCAACUUAGUGUAUGUAAACUUCUGACUUCAACUGUAUAUAGCUUCUUACUUCUAUCACUCCAGUAUCCCUGCACAUUGUAAAUAUGGUAUUGGAACUGACCCUGUAUAUAGCUUCUUACUUUCUUGUGUUCUUCUUAUUUUUAUUUCUCGUGUGUUUUUGUUCUACCUUGUUAUUUUUUUAGUACUACAUUGAUAUUGAUCACUGCAUUGUUGGGUUUAGAGGUCACAAGAAAGGGAUUUCACUGUACUUGUGCAGGUGACAUUAACUUGAAACUUGCUAAAUUACUUUGUAUAAUGUCGAUAAAUUUGUUCUGGUUUGAUUUGUCCCGCAGGCUGCUGGGAAGUACAGGCAGCUGGGCAGGAACUACAUCGUGGAGGACGGAGACAUUAUAUUUUUCAAAUUCAACACACCCAAUGCACCCAAGGCGGCGAAGAAGUGAUGGGACCAACGCGACCAGUACAAUAACACAGUGUUCUUGUGUCCCGUCUCAUCUUGUCCUUGAGGGCAGCAGUGUUGCUGAUUUUUCUCCCUUCUCCCUAGUAUAAUGAAUGGGAGGAUAGAAUUAGAAUGAAUCAAUCAAUCAUUCUAAUUCUAUGUAUGGUAGGAUGAAAAUCCAGUGCACACUGCAACCCUUGAGGUCAGUACCAGGUCCUGAAGUGUUUCCUGGUCAGGUUAUUUGGUCAGGAAAAACUCUGGGCCCUAGUCAGGACUGAUCGGAACAAGGAGGGACCAUUAUUAUUUUAAGUAAAGUAGGCAUCUCUGACAGUGCCUGACCAGAAACCACCGACGUGACUUCCCUAUUUGCCCCACCAUACAAAAUCUGCCCAGGUGCCUUUUUUGGUUUUGCUUUGGGACCCUGACUAUUGCACCUACCCAUACACUAUUAUAUUCAAUCUAUAUCUUUGCCCACCUCACACAAGACAUAUCUGUAACAUUGUGAAUAAGAGGAAGAUAUAAAUCAGUCUUCUGAUACCCUGUCCAUAUAUAGACUCUCACUCAGUAGCUUUACUUCCAUGUCUCCUUCCCUCAUCUCCUUCCUUUGAAAUUAAGCAAGUGAAUGGACCAUGGAAAUGAAUCGGUUCUUUGAGAUCAGUAUUGGAAUGCAGCCAGAAAGAUAUCUGUUCAUGAUGAUAAACUAAGUGCCAGGGCCCGGUUGCGUAAAACACCUUAAGUUAAUUUUUCCCUUAAAGUAGCCUUCACUUUAAGUCAGUUGCACAAAACAUUUUAAGGUGAAUUUCCCCCUUAAAUUAAGUGAAAAAGUUAAGGGUGCCCAUGAUGUCCCUUAAUUGCUUCAUUCAGUAUGGAUAUCAAUGUAAACAGCAUUUGUGGAGGUGAAUAUUGCUUUAAUUUGCUCUG
Coregonus sp. 'balchen' is the source of this 7586-nucleotide messenger RNA. The record is from the annotation of a GenBank genome assembly. Lineage: Eukaryota; Metazoa; Chordata; Actinopteri; Salmoniformes; Salmonidae.